Molecule: messenger RNA, 381 nt
Organism: Glossina fuscipes
Lineage: Eukaryota; Metazoa; Arthropoda; Insecta; Diptera; Glossinidae
Exons: 3
Coding region: 1-381 (126 amino acids)
Source: RefSeq, a predicted model, not a curated record
AUGGACGAAGCUGAAGGCUUUGUACUUGUGCGUGAUGACAUCAGUGAGUUUAUGAAUGUACCAAAUGCGGAAGUAUUGCCUAGCAAGAUAUUUGAUGUGGCGUUAAAUCGUCGUCAUGUUAUAGUGUCUCAAUUGGACAUUUUCGCUGAAGUGGGUCACGGAACUGCCCAUCAUGAAUACAUCUUUUUUACAGUUAACUUGGGUAAAUUAAAGUACAAGGAGAAAGUGUCUAAUUUACGCAAUAACUUGCAACGCCGAUGUCUGCCGGUACGACAAAAAAAAGCUGAGAGUGGAGCGACGAGAGCCCGUUUAGGGCGAGUAGCCGAAUGCAACGAUCGCCGGUUGUCGGCCGAGCGCAGCCACAGUCGCCUACCAAUUUAA